This is a messenger RNA of Theileria annulata, 351 nucleotides long. Its product is annotated as 60S ribosomal protein P1, putative. The coding region runs from base 1 to 351 and encodes 116 amino acids. Gene Ontology annotation, molecular function: protein kinase activator activity; structural constituent of ribosome; ribonucleoprotein complex binding. The record is from RefSeq and is a predicted model, not a curated record. Lineage: Eukaryota; Apicomplexa; Aconoidasida; Piroplasmida; Theileriidae. The transcript has a single exon. Gene Ontology annotation, cellular component: ribosome; cytosolic large ribosomal subunit. Gene Ontology annotation, biological process: cytoplasmic translation; translational elongation.
AUGUCAACAGUUCCAGUUAGUGAAUUAACCAAAGAACAAAGGGAGGAAUUGAUGUGCGUUUAUUCCUCACUUGUCCUGUACGAUGAUGGAUUAGAAGUUACUCAAGAUAACAUCCUUAAACUAGUUAAAGCAGCAAAAGGAGACAUGCAACCAUUUACUCCAAUGCUUUUCGCACGAGCAUUGAAGGGAAAAGACCUAGGUUCAUUAUUAUCAGCCGUUGGAUCAGGUUCCGCUGCAGCACCUGUUUCAGCAUCCGCCUCAUCGGCAGCCGCACCCGAAGAAUCUGCAAAGAAGGAAGAACCAAAGGAAGAGGAAGAAGACGAAGAUAUGGGAUUCUCACUCUUUGACUAA